This is a messenger RNA of Caenorhabditis elegans, 1101 nucleotides long. It is a transcript of the gene bath-10, whose product is annotated as BTB and MATH domain containing. The transcript is spliced from 5 exons. The coding region runs from base 75 to 1028 and encodes 317 amino acids. NCBI's taxonomy places the organism in Eukaryota, Metazoa, Nematoda, Chromadorea, Rhabditida, Rhabditidae. The record is from RefSeq and is marked reviewed.
UUGCCCCUUCUCUCAUUUUGUCUUCACGGUGGCCAUUUGUCUACUCUCUUUAUUGAUUCUUACAUUGUAAAAGAAUGGCAAAGGAAUUCCAACUCACCCAUAUUUUUAAGAAAGUAUCCGAAUUUAAAGAUGGCGAAUGUAGAUGUGGACCCCUAGAAGAACACUUCAAUGUUGAAUGGUUACUUUAUAUAAAUCGGAAAGAUGAUGAAUUGGCAGUAUUUCUGGGUUGCAAUAGUUUACAAGGAACUGAAGAAACAACACUGUCAAUUUAUGUGGAAUUAAAGUUUACACUCAAGAAUUCAAUUGGCACACGAGUAACGAAAAUCGCUAAAUGUCUGUUAUCAAAUAAGAGUACUGAAAGUGAUUUCGGACUUAAUAAGUUUAUUGGUUGGGAGACAUUGUUGAAGGACUACCUGAUUGAUGACAGUAUCAUUAUCGAAGCAAAAAUCAAGAUCACUAAGAUGACUGGAUUUCCGAGAAAAGAGCUCAGAAGCUUUGAUGAAUCAAGUGAGGAGUAUUCCGAUAUGAUUAUUGCCGUUGGGGAUAGAAAGUUCUAUGUUCUCAAACAGCUCCUCGCUUCAAACUCUACACACUUUCAAUCUCUUAUUCCCCUGGACUUUGAAGAAAUGGACUGUGAAGGAAAAUCGGAGAUCACCCUGCCAGAUAUCAACCCCUCCGAUUUUCAGUGUCUCCUGGAGGUUCUGUACGGAGAGCCUGCUAUGGAUGACGAGAACGUUGAAGGGAUUCUUCAUUCGGCUCACAUGUACAAAAUGACAAAAGUAAUUCGGAACUGUGAAGAGUUUCUUUCCAACAAAUCUGAAAAACCCAUGAGGGAUAAGUUCAAAAUUGCAAAGCAAUACCAACUGGAGAGUUUGAAGAAAUCAUGUCUCUCAAAAAUCCAAACAAUCCAAGACAUCAAGUCAGCAAUGGCAGGGGAUCUAUCUGACAUGGAUGCAACUGUAGUGGCGGCUCUUCUCGAAAAAUCGGUGACUAUUGAACCGCCUUCGAAAAAUGGACGACCGUAUUAAUUUGAAAUUGUUUUUUUUGUGGUUAUACUGUAUUUUUCACUUAUUCAAUAAAUUCCAAAAUAUUGGUGAAAUU